AUGGAGGAAGUAGUUUUUAAUGAUAUUUUUGUUAAAGUAACGUUUUGCAGGACCCCGACGGACGCUGCCAAAAUCCACUCUGUCAGAAUUUGAGGGAAAAUGCUAAGUCAUUGGCGGCUAAUUUGCGAAAACAGAACGAGUGUGAUGAAGAGCUCAGAGCGAUAAAACAGGUUUUCAAAGUUUUUUUGUGAGUGUUUUACAAUAUUUUUUUCAGGAAAACAAAAAAAUCUGAAAGUAAAAGUGACUUCUUUGGAUCAGAUCACCCGGGAGCAGACGAAUAAGUUGUUGGGGGAGCAGAAUCUCAUCAAAAAAUUUGAGGCCGAUGCAGCUUUGGUUUGCUUUUUUUUCUCACUAAAGCCAGUUUAUGAAAAUGAUAACUUUUCCUGUAAUAUUGAGUUUCUAGAAACUCACUUUUAAUUUAUCAAUUAGACCUUUUUUAAGAUACUUGAGCAUUAUUUUUGAUUUUUUUUAUUUUGUAACGGUCAUUUCUGUCUUUUUCAUUUCAGCUUUGUUAUGGACAUCUUCGAAAAAAGACUACACGUUUUCUGAGAAUUUCCUUUUUUUGACCGUUUUCAGCUCUUUCUCGUUGUUCCAUUCACCUUUUCAGUGCGCUUCAAGAGCCUGUUCAGAAGUAUUAAUUUUAUUAUAAAUCCAAAAAAAGAUAAUUCGUUUUUUUGAAAAAGUUAAAAAUUGCGAUUCCAACUCAGAUGACUUUUUUUCAGGUAUUUUUUUAAAAAUUUUUUUGCUUGUCACGAGAAAAAAAGCUUCAAGAGUAUGAUGAAAUUACUCUAAAUCCAACAUCUACUUAGAAUCUCUCCUUUUCAGCGUUCAGCGUUAUAAGAAUUGUUUGAAAAAAAGGAGUCAUACCCUUCUUCAGAAAGAAUAUUGAACUUGUUGUCCCUUUUUUUCUUGAAAAUUUCCGACUUUUUUUUUGUUGAUAAGUGGAUUUUUUUAAUGUCUCACUAUUCAGAUGCAAUCCGAGUUGAAGCAAUGGAAGGAGAAAGCAGAAGUCUUCAGGAAACACGCAGAGGAAGCUAAUGUGAUUUCAUGAUCUUCUCUUAUUUUCUAAAUAAUUUUCAUUUUCAGAACAGCAUCGCCAAGGCGAACGAGAUCCGGCAAAAGUACGACACACUUCUACAGUAUGCCGAGAAACUCGACGUCAACCGCAGUGAUAUCAAGAAAAAGUACAUGACAAGUGUCACGAUCGCCCAGGAUAGUCAGAAAAGGUACUUUUUUUGGAGAGGCUCACAAGGGAGGUCAUUUUAGUUUGUGUCUGGGAAUUUCCUCAAAAUUGGCCAGAAAGAUUGUUGAUGUACUAGAAAAAGAUCCUGGAAGUCUUGACCUGCAGACAUUUUCAGUUCAGAGUUGAAGAAACCGUCAAAGUUCGUUGAAAUAGGCUGUUUUAAAGCUUUGAAUAUUAUCUUCGCAAAAAUUAAAAAAUUAAUGAAGUGGAUACUUCCAGAAUCUUUUUCUCGUAUAUCAAGGAGAAUUUCGGCCGAAUUUUAGGAAACUCCCAACUGCAAAUAAAAUCAUCUUUUUUGUUGGGAGAUUGUUCAGAUAUUUUUUCUUUGGAUAUGCUGUUGAGAAUAAAAAUCUGAAUUUAAAAAUUUUUUCAGAGCAGCGGAGCUCGAAAAGCGUCUUCAAACGUCGAAAUAUCACGCGGAGAACCUUCGAAACGAGCUGAAAGGCUUUAAAAAAUACGCGCCUCAAGUGAUGAGGCUCGUCGACGCGCUGGGUAGGGUUUUGAAUCACUUAACUGCAGAUUUUUUUCAUUUAAAGUUGCUUGUAGGCUUUUUGGGGGCAAUCAAAACGAGUAAAAUUUAUUAAAAUAUGAAAAGGUCCCUUGAAAGGCUUUUUCUGAAGCUGUUUUUAAGGUCUGUAAUAGAAAACAUUUUUAGAAAUACGGAUUUUUAGAGGUCUCAAAAAUGACCAGAAAGGUUAUGAAAAAAAUUGGCCUUGAGUGGCUUUUUUUGGAGGGAAUUUAGAAUUUUUAGUAGAUUUUUAAAUAGGGUUUUUUUGAAUGUGCCCUAAAGAAAAAUUAUUGAAAAGCCAAUAAAAUGGUAUGAAAAUGGUCUUCUUUUUUUUAAUGCUUCAGUAUUUCUUUAGUUUGAAAUUCCCUACGUAUUAUCGAAAACUGCGCUCAUUACCAACUACACUAUUUUCAGCGCAAUCGAAAAGCUUCCAAGAUUUGCCGUCGAAUCUCAAAAACGACAUUGAAAUUUUCCGACGGGGCGAUGCUCGAAUCGUUUUCGGAUCCCCUGUUGGAACUUCGAUAGACGAUUCGAAUCCGGUUGUACCGGAAGACGUAGAAGAAUCGACCUCGGUGCCGUCUCAGUUUUCCAGCUCUUCGGCUUAUGAUUUAAAUGGUUUCCCUUUUUUUUCAUAUCAGAAAUACCUAAUAAUCUAUUUUUUGUAGGUUUGGGCUUGUCUCUGAGCGACGAUGAAGACGUGACGCCGACAGCGUCUCUUUCGAAAACAGCCUGA
Molecule: messenger RNA, 2484 nt
Organism: Caenorhabditis auriculariae
Lineage: Eukaryota; Metazoa; Nematoda; Chromadorea; Rhabditida; Rhabditidae
Source: the annotation of a GenBank genome assembly